AUGUCGGCUCCGUUCAGCGUGUCUGUAAACUUUGGCCCGAUGUUCUUUGCCGUCGUGUUCGACACGCUCUUGUACGGAGUUCUGUGCACGCACAUGUUCCUCUACUUCACUUCGUUCCAACGGGAUCCGUUGUGGAUGCGGUCCCUCGUUGGCGCCUGUUUAGUGGUUGAGACCGUGCACACUACCCUGAACAUCAUCUCUAUCUACAUCCCUCUGGUCCAGAACUUCGGGGAUUAUUUUGGCCUGUUGCAUGCAUCAUGGGCGGCCCAGGGAACACCGAUCACCACUGGUGUCGUCGCCAUGCUUGUCCAAUGGUUCUUCGCAUGGCGCAUCAAAAUCAUUACGAGGAGCAUGUGGAUCUUCGCAGCCAUCAUAUUCUUCUCUCUUGUGCAGAUAUCCGGUGCCGUUGGAGCGACGAUCUCCGUCCACAAGAUCCCUUAUUCCCUCGAUUUCUACAAGUUCCAGAACGUCAUCAUCGUCUGGUGCAUUGGCGCGGUCACUGCGGACGUUUUAAUUACUACCACACUCGUGUACUUCCUGAGCAAGCGCAAGAGCGGAAUGGAAACAACCGAUACGCUCGUUGACAAGAUCAUUCGUCUCACUGUCGAGACGAACCUUCUCACCUUCAUUUGGAACAUCGUUGACCUCGCUCUGUACCUCCGCAUCACGACGACCUUGCACUUGGUGUUCAACCUCACGAUCUCCAAAUUCUACUCCCUCUCCCUCCUCGUCUCCCUCAACGCGCGCGACGUCUGGAAACGCGACGUUAGCUCGCAGUCGGGCCCGCACAGCCUCCACGUCGCGCGUGGCACCAUCGGCGGCACCGAGCCCAACGCCCAGCGCGGCUUCGCCGUCGGCAUGCUCCGCACGACGGAAUCUACAUCCACCAUGCGUGGCGCCGGCACGAAGAGUCAACCGAUCUUCAUUGGGGUCGAGGCGCACGAGCUCGUGACGGUGGACGACGGAAGGACGACGCGGUUCGUCGUUGGGAAUCGUGACGAGGAUCAGAAGGGAACGCUCUCGGGAACGCGUCGGAGCGUGUCGUCCUCGUCCGGGGACCAGGCGGUGUGA
Molecule: messenger RNA, 1071 nt
Organism: Epithele typhae
Lineage: Eukaryota; Fungi; Basidiomycota; Agaricomycetes; Polyporales; Epitheliaceae
Exons: 11
Coding region: 1-1071 (356 amino acids)
Source: RefSeq, a predicted model, not a curated record